Aspergillus affinis is the source of this 3645-nucleotide messenger RNA. Its product is annotated as GTPase-activating protein LRG1. Gene Ontology annotation, cellular component: cytoplasm. The transcript has 6 exons. The record is from RefSeq and is a predicted model, not a curated record. The coding region runs from base 1 to 3645 and encodes 1214 amino acids. Gene Ontology annotation, biological process: signal transduction; actin cytoskeleton organization. NCBI's taxonomy places the organism in Eukaryota, Fungi, Ascomycota, Eurotiomycetes, Eurotiales, Aspergillaceae.
AUGCCUCCCGGCGACGUUCCUUUGCCGGACAGCCUCGUGCCGGGCAACGGGGCUGUCCGUCCCACGUUAAACACUAGUGGCUAUGGAGGAGGCUCCAAAUCGAAUACCCCCACGUCACCUGCAGAUAGCAAUGUCCCCUUUGACUCGCCACGUACGAUCUCGGGCGCAAGAAAUGGGAACAGCCCGGUCGAUGGUCCUCCGAACGCCGAUACCCGAAUGAGUCGAAGGUUUGAAUCAACCAACUCUACCUCGCGCGACCCGUCCACACCGCGCGAUCCGACUGGUUAUUGGGAACGGUCCACGCCGCGUGAUAGGUCUCGCCCGAAUGGCCGACCGCAUACGAAAUCGCCAGCUAGUACGUCCAGGAUUUGUAAAAAGUGCGGUGACCCUCUCACCGGUCAAUUUGUGCGAGCUCUGGGUGCGACGUUUCAUCUGGAGUGCUUUAAAUGCCAGGACUGCGGCCAAAUCGUGGCAUCCAAGUUUUUCCCCAUCGAUGCGGAGGAUGGCAGUGGCCAGUAUCCCCUAUGCGAAACGGACUAUUUCCGACGACUAGACCUCCUCUGUCAUGAGUGCGGCGGUGCCCUGCGUGGCUCGUAUAUCACGGCGUUGGAACGCAAGUAUCACAUUGAGCAUUUCACCUGCUCCGUUUGCCCCACAGUGUUCGGUGCGCAGGACUCGUACUAUGAACACGAGGGCAAAGUAUACUGCCACUUCCACUACUCGACGCAAUUCGCCCAACGAUGCCACGGCUGUCAUACGGCGAUUCUGAAACAGUUCGUAGAGAUUUUCCGCAAUGGCCAAAAUCAACACUGGCACCCCGAGUGCUACAUGAUCCACAAAUUUUGGAACGUUCGUUUGGCACCGACCGGUCAGCCUUUGGAGCCCGUUGAAUCAGAACAGGAUGCCACCGAUGAGGAGCGCAACAGGGUGCGGGAGGAAGAGGACGUGAUGGAGGAGAAGGUAUAUAAGAUAUGGAGCAUCCUCUCGAGCUUUGAGGAAUCCUCAGCCGCAUGCAUCUCCGACAUGCUUCUUCAUGUCAGUAACGGCACUUACGUUGACGGUGUUCUCGUUGCCAAACGAUUUAUUGGACAUGUCGAUGUGCUGUUCACCGCCAUUGACCAACUGGCCCAGCUGAUUAAGGCUCAAGGCAUGAAAGAUCUUGCCUAUGGCCGCGAAGCGAAACUCCUCUGUAAGAAGAUUGUAGCGUUUUUCGCAUUGCUGUCGAAAACCCAGGAGACCGGCGUCCGGAAACUUGGGGUUACCCAAGAGCUUCUCUCUCUGGUCACCGGUCUUGCGCACUAUCUUAAGCUUCUCAUCCGUAUUGGCUUACAGGGGGCUCUGAAGCUGGAAAGAGAGCAGGAGCACCCCAACGGCUUGCACCAUUUCCUGGAUCGUCUUGGGGACCUGGAGGCACUCAGGCCUAUAGAGGAAGAAGAAACCCCUGCGGAUCUGAUGACGGGCGUGGAAGUUCUGGCAGAUCAACUCUCGGAUUGUUGCGUCUCAUGCAAGGAACCGAUUGACGAUGAAUGUGUGAUGCUAGGCGACAACCGAUGGCAUGUCAAGCAGCCCCAUUUGAUAUGCUCAGGAUGCCAGAAGGAUUUGACCGUUACUCUUCAGGACGCCUUGUGGAGUCCCAAAGAUAAGCGCCCCUUCUGUAAUGCGUGUGUUGGCCAGCGCGGAAUUGCUGCUCAGACGCAGAGUGGAUUUACUCGCGUGAGCAAACUUCAGCAGUUCGUCUUUCUGCUGCGAGUUGCGCUUGCACGACUUCUUACCGUCUUGCAAGCUGGCGGCACUCUACCAUCCGCAUCAGACGAUAACUCUAGACUACCAGAUGACCAGGACGGCUCACGGGCUCCACCGGGUAUGGUUCGCAGAUCAACCACACGGUCGAAGUCGUACACGCACGCAAACAGAGGAGCCCCUGAAGAGUCGUCUCUCGAGCAAACUGUUGGUGAGAUGCGACGUCUGCGCUCCAUUCGCAACGAACGGACCUUAUCGACAACCUACAAAAAGGCUCGGGCGUCGCGGAUCAUCGACGGACCGGAAGGGAGGAGCGUGAGGCCCGGUUCCUCCGGUGGCGAAGGCGCCGAUCCUCGAGGCCACGGAUUUCAGAUUGUAGAGGAAAAAGACGCAAAUGGCGAGACAGUCACCGAGCUGACUUUUGGUAACCAGGAUGCUCUGACUUUGGAUGAUAUCCCCAGGAUCGUUGCGGCCGAACAAGCCAAAGAGCAACGACCUAACGCGUACAAGCAUGCUCGGACCAAGCUUGUUAACACGACCGAACCGCUCCCCAGGUAUAAUCAGGGCCACCAGCGUGGUGUUUCUGACGUUGGUUUGGAAUCGCAUCUCCUUGAACAGGGCGGACGAACCAAGAAAUACUUUUCCGAGCUGUCAGCUUUGGAGUACUUUAUUGUUCGCCAUGUCGCCGUAUUGUCCAUGGAGCCCUUACUCGAUGGGUAUUUCACUUUGGAUGAGCUGCUGUCAUUGAUCGAAUCUCGCAAACCGACAAUCUGGAACAUCUUUGGCCGUGCCUUCAAUAAGGAGGGCAAGAAGGUUGGAAAGAAGAAGGGCGUGUUUGGCGUCAGCUUGGAAUAUCUCGUCGAGAAGGAGGGUACAGAGUCUAGCCACGGCGUUGGGCCUGGCGCACUCCGCGUCCCUGCACUUGUCGAUGACGCCGUAUCCGCCAUGCGACAGAUGGACAUGUCUGUAGAAGGUGUCUUCCGAAAGAAUGGCAACAUCCGUCGACUGAAAGACAUUUCCGAUAUGAUCGACAACAAGUACGAACAGGUGGACAUGACUAAGGAAAACCCGGUUCAGAUCGCGGCCCUUUUGAAGAAGUUCCUUCGCGAGAUGCCCGAUCCUCUUCUGACCUUCAAACUCCAUCGCCUAUUUGUCGUAUCGCAGAAACUUUCCGACCCUGAAAAGCAAAAGCGGGUGCUUCAUUUGACAUGCUGCUUGCUCCCGAAGGCUCAUCGAGAUACUAUGGAGGUGCUGUUUGCCUUCCUUAACUGGACGUCGUCGUUCUCGCAUGUCGACGAAGAAACGGGCAGCAAGAUGGAUAUCCAUAACUUGGCAACUGUUAUGACACCGAAUAUCUUGUAUCCCAACACUAAGAGUAGCACUGUUGAUGAAAGCUUUUUGUCGAUUGAGGCCAUCAAUGCCUUGAUCACAUACAACGAUACGAUGUGUGAGAUUCCGGAAGACCUACAAUCGGUCCUCAGCGACACCAAUUUCCUCAGGGAAAAUUCUGAAGUCACAACGAAAGAGAUCCUCAAAAGGUAUGGGGAUAUCGCACGUGGAAGCUUCUCACAGAAGCCUAGCAACGGCGGCGAAACAGUUACCAUCACCAACUCGAACCGGGGAGCGAACCUUCCCACCUCUGCACGCAUCGAGGGAGAGCCAUCCCAAGACGCAGCAUGGCAGGCACAGAGCUCCGUGCGGCAUGUUCAAGGGUCCGGCAGCCAUGCUCAUUCAGCCAGCGCCACUCCCUAUGGUAUGGAACUCGGACCUGCUCCGCCAGGUGAGCAGCGCGAGCGCAGCACCAGCAACAGUAGCCAGCCAAACUCCAUGCAGGCCGAUGGACAACCUCAACAGAUGCCUUACAGAGCUCGUCCGGGUGCAGGGCCCAUGGGAGUUGCCAGUUGA